UCGUGGCGGACAAUAACUCCCCUCGGAGCGCCGAAGCUGCUAUCGUCUUGCCUAAUCCAACGUUACUGAAUCAAACUGCGCAUGACACUCUGGAAUCCAACCCGCCAAAUGGCUGGGUUGAAAAUGAUGACAGUGGAAAUGUGAGCGAUGAAGCUAAAGACGAAAGAGAUCAGGGAGAUUCCGGAUCGACUACUCAUCCAGGAUAUUUCGGGGAAUCGUCAAUGGUGGCAUUCAUGUCCACUGUCCGAUCAAACGAGUCCGGAAACCGUCCCUCGCCUUCCGUGCGGUCCUUUAGACCGUCAGACAGUAGCCCACCAGUCUCAUCGGUGCAACGUCUAGAGAGGUAUACCCAUGGAACAGAUCUGGACGACUGUCUCGCGCUUCCUCAACGACACGUUGCCGAUCGUCUGGUCAACGCAUAUUUUACAUAUAUCGACAGCAUCUUACCCUUUAUUCACGAGCCCAGCUUCAGGGUCAAAUAUGAGCGCACUUGGCAACCUUUAGGAGAUAACGGGGGACCAGAGGAGGCGCAAGAUCUAUCAUGGCUGGCCUUGCUCAAUUUGGUAUUUGCGUUCGGCUGUGAAUAUGCUGACAGCAACCCCCGCGGCCAUGGCUGCCUAUCCAGCUCGCGAUUCUUCAGACGAUCAACGACGAUUCUGUUCUCCCAAGUCUUCCAUUCUGCGAACCUCGAAACCAUCCAGACCCUCCUUCUUACAAGCCACUACCUACAGGGUACAAACAACCUCAACAAAUGCUGGAGUGUGGUGGGCCUUUGUAUCCGCUUGGCACAUGGGAUGGGUCUACAUCUAGAUCCAUCACGGUGGCAUAUUAGUCAUGUCGAGCAAGAGUUCCGCCGACGAAUCUGGUGGGGUUGCUACGUGGUUGACUGCAUGUUGAGUCUCCGGUAUGGUCGACCUCCAUCGGAUUUAGACAAAACAUCGGAUGUGCGGCUACCACAGUUAAUUGACGGAGAGUACCUGCGAGACAAUGCUGCGGAUUCUCGUCAGCCUAAUGGACAGCCCGCCCGCUGUCACAGUUUGCUGGCCGAUAUUAGCCUUUCACGCAACAUAGCAGCCAUCGUGCGAGAACUCUACCUCGAUCCCUAUCCAAGCAACGGCACUCACAUUGUGGAUAAUGGCGGUGAUAAUUCGAACAAACUCCGCUCUGAUGGAAGAUUCCUAUCAACAGUAGUCCGCUUGGAUUGCGGCCUGGUUGACUGGCAUCAAACAUUACCCACUCAUUUACGACCCGAUGCAAAUAACUCUGACUGGAAGCUCCAGAGACAAGCCAACGUUCUUUACACCAAGUACGUCACCAUCCGAGUAAUGUUACAUCGCAAAUCCUUUGUGGCUUUCCGACGCAAUCGGCCCGAGGAGAACUUCCAAAAAGCCCUGAUUAUCUCUAGUGUCCGGCAAUGUAUGGACAACGCCCGAGAGCUGAUUAAUUUCCUCGACGGUCUGCACAAAAAGAAGACGGUUAAUAUGUGGUGGACUGAUGCACAAUAUCUUUAUAUGUCGGUCGCCGCCCUUGUCGGUUACAGAGCGAUGGAGAAGGAUAGACAGAUUGCUAUCUCUGGCUCCGAUACUCCAGACUCCGAGGAUAAAAGUAUUAGCCUAGGCAUUAGUCUCCUCCGAGAGAUUGGGAAGAGAAGCUCAAUGAUCCACCGGUACGCCGAGAAUCUACAACAACUUUUCCAAGACACCAUUGCCCAAGAAAGAUAUGGAACAGUCAUGUCGCGGCGCUCUCAAGACGGAGGCGGUAUCCUCACGGCUGAAGCCCCUGCAGCCAGCACUGCUUCUUCUCGUAGCCAAAAGUCGUCACGUUCGAGCAGAAAUCAAGGAGGCCAAGGCGCACUCAACGGCCUCCGAUCGUUCUACAUGGGACUUUCCGGCAACGGAGUAGAAGGAGGCGCUCGCAGUACGCCGAACGCCGGAGCCCCCACUUCCAUGUUUGAAAUGCCACUCCAGGGAGAUCUGUUCUUUAUGGAAGGACUCGACGGGUUUGGCGAUCAACCACUGGGUUCCUUUGGUGUCGAAUAUUCUGUCAUGGGACAGUCGUAUCUAACAUCAGACGCUUUCAAUGAUGGGGGCUUAGGCUCAUUGGACAUGGGUUAUGACACCUUUCGCAAGGGCUGA
Molecule: messenger RNA, 2135 nt
Organism: Cladophialophora psammophila CBS 110553
Lineage: Eukaryota; Fungi; Ascomycota; Eurotiomycetes; Chaetothyriales; Herpotrichiellaceae
Exons: 2
Biological process (GO): positive regulation of transcription from RNA polymerase II promoter by galactose; DNA-templated transcription
Cellular component (GO): nucleus
Molecular function (GO): RNA polymerase II cis-regulatory region sequence-specific DNA binding; DNA-binding transcription factor activity, RNA polymerase II-specific; zinc ion binding
Source: RefSeq, a predicted model, not a curated record